UUCAUCCAGUAGAGUUGAUUAGCGUUAGUAUAGUAGGUAAAAUGCUAUUGCUAGCUUUAUUGCAUGCUAUUUGGCAAGACUAUGCUUCCAGCCAUAUUUCAUUCACCAGAACAAUGACAUACAACAUAUUUUGGUGUUUCCUGCCAUACAAAAUGUUCCUCGGUGCUUGGACAUUUUAUUUUGAUACAAAAUAGGCUGUAUUUUGUAUCAUUCCUGGUGACCUUGUCUCUUGGGAAAGCAUGUCCUGGAAACAUGCUGAAGACUAAAUGCAAAUAUGGUGGUGGUUUUUAAACCUUCCGUUGGUAAGUGGGCAAGAACCGCCUCUUCUCUUCCAGGCGGUUGGCUGGAAGAUGACUGUGUCAUUUCAUUUCAGAGGAGGAAGUCGUUGGAAAAUGCAGAGUACUUGAGCUGGACUGAGAGCAUGGAGCUGCAGAAAUCUGCGAGCGAAGAGGAGAUCGCCAGGCUUCGGCACCAGGUACUGGAACUCGAGGCUUCGCUGUCCAACAGGCAGCAGCAGCUGGACAUCCUGGGAGCAGACCUCGAAAUGCAGAAAAAGUCAAUUGAGGAUUUGACCUUACAGAAGUCAAAGGCUGAGUAUGAGGCCCAGAAAUAUCGUGUUGAACUAGAAGGUGUGAUCAAAAGCAAGGGUUCCAUCGAGCAAGAGUUGAAUCGUGCUCGACAACUGGUUCAGCAGUCAGAGGCCAAACAGGCCUCCCUGGAAGAGAGCCUCCGCAAUCUUAAAAAGAGCAUAGAGGAGAGCACAUUAGCCCGUAAGAAGCUGGAAGAUCAUUUACGUCGCAAGGACAGUGACGUACAGGGCCUGGAGGAACACAGUCGUACGUUAGAGCGAGAACUUAGGGCUAAGGAAGACGCUGAGGCAGAGCUUCUUAGCCAUGUGAGAAUCAUGGAAAUGGAUCUGGCCCACCAGUCAGAAGUCAGGAUGAUGCAAGGUGAAUCCGUGUUGGGUUUCUCCAAAGAUGGCGGCCAACUGGCAACUUUUAAAACUAGUUCUUCAAUAAUCCACUCUGAAUCUGAGGCAGAAGUCCUGCAACGCAAAAUGGAGGAGCUCAUUAAGAGCAAGAAGCGAGCUGAGACUGAAAUCAAGUCCUUGAAGUCUGAAUUGAACUCAAUUAUUGUGCACAAAACGGUGGCUGAGGAGAAAGCUCAACGUUUCAAAGAACUCUUAGAUGAAGCGAACAACAGGCUUUUGAAGCUACAAGUGGAAAUGGAUGCAGAUAGGUCCAACAUGAGACAGAAAUCAGAGGAGUUGAGACAAGAAACUUCUGAACUAAAAAAGUCUGUGUAUGUGUAUCAAGAACAAAUCAAGUCUCUCCAAAGAGACAAAUCUGCUCUGGAGCAAAGAGUGCUGUUCCAGAAGACAGAGGUUGAUGGCCUAAAAGACCAGCUCAAGGUCAACCAAGGAAAACUUCUACAGUGGACCUCUUUGGAACAGGAGAGCACUCAUAAGUUGAGGUGCUUGGAAGACGAGUUGUCUUCCAAACAAUCUGAGGUAGAGCAGACGACAUUCAAGGUGAAUGAACUUAAUAGAAAAAAUCAGUUAUUGGAAAGUGAUACCCGGCAUCUUAAGGUAAGUAUUGAGUCAAUCCAGCAGGACAAAUCACAUGCUGACCAAAAGAUUAAAACCCUAAAAGGUGAGGCAGAGGUUUUAAAGGAGCAACUGCAGAGAGCCAAAGAGGAAAUCAAUCUGAAGACAAGAACAGAGAAAGAAGCUCAACUCAAAAUCAAAAACCUUGAACUAGAGCUUCAGAAAAGUUCCUUGCAAGGGACACAGCUUACCAAGAAAGUAGAAGAACUCAAGAAGAUUAACAUGGAGACUGAACGUUCUAUUAAAAAUGUCAAAGCAGAACUUGACAGAGCGUCCAUCGAGAUUGACAGUAAGGAACAGCAAAUUAAUAUACUCAGAUCCCAGGCAGAAAGUGCAAAAUCUCAGGUAAAAAUUGUUGAAGAGGAACUUCUGAAUAAAACACAGGUAUCCCAUGAGCUUCAAAUCAGACUUAAAGAUUACAACGAAGAAGCCAAAAAAACCACCGAGCUACAGCAGAAGAUCAAGUCUCUCACGUUGACCCUCACCAACUAUGAAAAAGAUAUUUCAAGUCUCAGAGCAGAGCUGAGUUCUAUAACAUCAGAGAGGAAUCUGGCUAAUCAGAAGGUUCAGGAACAUAAAGUCGAGAUAAAUAACCUGAACAUGGCUUUAAAAAAAGCCGUAGGAGAAUCUCAAAGGGAGUCAUCUGAAGGUAAAAAGAACUUGUCAAAAGUUCGAGAACUUGAAAAUGAGCUUUUGAAAUGUAAGCAGACAAUUAGUAGGAUCAGUGGAAGUUCAGAGAAGGCCACGGUAAGCCUGAAACAGGACAUUUCAUCCCUUCAGAGGGAUAAGCAAACAGCUGACCAGAAGUUACAGGUUUUAAAAUGUGAAUUUGAUGAUCUUAGUUCCACUCUAAAAAGAACAAAAGAUGAGCUACAGCGAGUGACUGAAGAAAACAGGUUAAGUCAGUCCAAACUAAAAGAGCUAGAGGCGGAGCUCCAAAGGAAAAGUUCUGUUAUGCGAGAAUUGAGCUCAAGCGCAGAUAAAUCUGUGCUGAAUUUAAAACAAGAGCUAGUCACUUUUCAGAAGAAUAAGAAUGCAGUGGAAGACAAAGUCACAAGUUUAACCCUGCAAACAUCAGAGUUGAAGCAGAAGUUGAGACAAACCCAGGAAGAGCUUAAACAGAAGCAAAAUCAAACAGCAGCUGCUGAGAUGAGGUCGCAAAAGCUUGGUGAACAAUUGGACAACUGUAAAAAGAUGCUUGACGAUCUCAAAGGUAAGCUCGACAUACAAAAGAAAGGCUAUGAGACUCAACUGCAGCUAGUGCAGGCUGAAAUGGAGCAAAAGCUUUCGCUGCAACAAUCACGCUUAAAGUUGGAGCAUGAGAGGAAAUUAAAGGAGCGCUCGCAUACUGUGGAAACUGCUGAGAGAGACAACAAGCACCUGUCUCAAGAAGUGGAGAAGCUGAAAACAUUAAUUGCUAAUGCAACAAAAGCAAAACAAGAGGCUGAGGAGCAACUCUGCAACGUACGCACACAGAUGGAUGAAUCUGACAGGCAGAGGGGGAUACUUGACCUUGAACUUCUCAAAGCAAAAUCAAAGAUUUCUGAGUUAGAAACUGAGAAAAUCAGAGUAAAAUCCAGCAUUUUUCAACUUGACAGUAUUCACAAAGACAGCUCAAACGAGAUAUCAAAGUUAAAGCAAAUGCUGACAGAGACUAAGCAAAAAUUAGACAUCUCAGAAAGGGAAGCAAGAUCUCUAAAGGAAAAGAUUGUUUCAUACAUCAGUGAAAUGAAGUCUCUACAGGAGAAGAAUCUGAAGCUUGAGGUAGCAGUCAGUUCUGAGAAGAAGCAUCUAAAAGAAUUGGAGGCACUCGGACAAGCCAGUCAUCAGUGUGCUAAAGAUGAAGAGCUGAUUAUGCUAAAGACUGAACUUCAGCUGACUCAGAAAAUCGUUGCGUCAUACGAAGAAGCGAAACGGAACUUGAAGGAGGAAGAGCUCAAGAAAAUGAAAAUGAGCUCUGAGGUAGCUACACUGGAAAAAGAAAAAGUGCUGGAGGAGCUACGAAAAGUAAAGCAAAGCCAAAUGCAAGUGAUCAACGAGAGAACCCUGGAAUAUGCUACUAAGAAACCAGAAAAUUCAGUUUCACUCCAGAAUGCAAAUGUUUUUGAAAUACACACAAACCAAGUGAUGGUUGGUAACAGUCAGAGUGAGAUCACUGACACUAUACUUAGAAAAAGCUCAGUGUCUGAUAAAGGCAGGUCUGGUAAAAGCCAGAUUGUCUCAUUCAAUAUCACUGAUUCCGAUUCCUCCAUCGAUCUUGCUUCUGACUCGCCUAUAACAAGUAAAUCAAAAGGGCUAAAAAUGGAGUCGUCUUCCAAUAAAAUUCAAGGUCUCAGAGGAAGGAUAAGUAUUAAAAAGUUGGUAAAAACUAAAAUAAUUACUCAGGAAAUUGCACUCAAGUUGCAAAAAGGCCUCAUUACUAUAGAGGAGAUAGAAGUAUCACUUGCUCAAUUCACUGGUAAACCGUCCUCAAUUGCAGGUGUUUACAUGGAGUCUAGCAAGAAAAAGCUGAACUUCCUAGACGCUGCAGCAGGAGGAUUUAUCUCUAAAACUUAUGCCAUUGAGUUUCUGGAAGCGCAAGCUGCCACAGGAUGCAUCAUUGAUCCUAUGACAGGUGAAGCUUACUCACCGUCAGAUGCUUUUGAGAAAGGUAUCAUUACUGGGGAUCUCAAGGACAAAAUAAAUGAAGCGUACAAAGCAGUCAGCGGUUAUACUCAUGCUGGGAAAAUUCUUUCAGUGUUUCAAGCUAUGGAGGAGAGAAUUCUAGACAGGCAUCGAGGUAAAGCAUUAAUAGAAACACAGAUCUCUACUGGAGGGUUGAUUCACCCAUUGAUUGGAUGUAGGGUGCCCAUGGAUGGUGCACUAGAGCAGGGGCUCAUAAAUCAAGCCACACUUCAAAGUCUCUAUGAUCCAGUCAGCAACCCAAAAGAUUUUCACUUCCUAGAAACAGGGCAAAAGGCGUACUAUAGCGAACUGCUCAAAAUCUGUGUGUAUGAUGUCAACGGUGGAGUGUAUCUUCUUCCUUUUGGUGAUCAGCAUCUGUACACCCUCUCACCAUCCAGCAAACACAGAAUAUCGGUCAUCAACACUUCUAAUGGUGCGAAAAUGUCAGCCUACGAAGCAUACAAGGCCGGCCACAUUGACAAGAGAACCUACCUGUUUCUCUCACAAAAAGAGAGCGAAUGGCAGGAGAUAACAAUCAUGGACUCAAGUAGGAACCUUCUACACAUCCUAACAGACCAUAAGAGUGGGCGGCAGCUUUGCGUUGAAAAUGCUCUUAGUCUGAAAAUUCUCCAAAUGGAGGAGCUCAACAGCUACCGGAGUGGUCAGCUCAGUAUUUCUGAGCUCGCUGAUCUUUUGAUUUCCAGAAGAGUUGUCUUUAAAGUCCCAAACAGUCCUGUUGCAGGACUCUGGGAUGUUUCUUUGAAGAAAAGACUCCCGGUUUUCAAAGGACACCAGCAGAACCUUGUGGACCGACUCACCGCACUGAGGUUGCUAGAAGCCCAGGCUUGCACUGGAGGCAUCUGUGAUCCAGCAUCUGGAGAAAGGGUUCUGAUUAAAGAAGCACAACAUCGAGGACUCUUGGACGAAGGUUUUGCUAGACAGCUUCAGCAAUGUGAGCAAGCCUACUAUGGUAUCAUUCACCCUCAGAAUGGAAAGACUUUGACUGUGGCUCAGGCGAUGCAAGAGAACCUUUUUCCAAAAGAAGUUGGAGUGAAGUGUCUUGAGUUUCAACUGGCGACUGGUGGGCUCAUUAACCCAGACAGCCAAGAGAGAGUCUCUUUGGAGGAUGCGAUACAGAAUUGCUUGAUCGACAAAGCAACUGCUGCGCAUCUUCAACAUGACAACUCUCAUACGAAAUGCAUCACCUGCCCCAAAACCAAGCGAAAAAUGUCUUUCAAGGAAGCUCUAGAAAAGUGUGUCUUUGACAGCCACACUGGGUUCGUCAUUCUUGAAGCAACAAAACCCCAUAGUACUGGCAAUACUUCAUCCUUCCAAUACUUCUGGACCUAUCGGCACUUCUGAUAUGGUUGUGGACAGUGUCUAAAAUCUAAAAUCAGGUCAUUUUUGGUGAAUGUUUUACGAAUGGUGGAAAAAGUAAUUGAUAUGGCUAGUUUAUUUGCUACCCUUCUAAAAGUCGUAAUGGUGAAAAUGGGAGUCUUUAAAUAUGGGAUUUUUUCUACUGUAAGAUAUUAUUUAAAAAAUGUCUCAUAUCUUGUGAUCCAUUUAUUUCUUUUCAAUGGCAUCUUUUAAUUUAUUGCCAAGCAUGCUUCCACAUAAAAUGGCUGGGAGCUUAAGACCUGCUGAUUUCUUGUUGUACAUUGUAUUCAAACAUAGAAUUUAUUAAGCUAAUUAUGAAUGUUUUACGUUGUUUUCUAAUCCACCCUACAAUUUUUCCCCAAUGA
Onychostoma macrolepis is the source of this 6012-nucleotide messenger RNA. Its product is annotated as desmoplakin-like. The record is from RefSeq and is a predicted model, not a curated record. Bases 275 to 5632 code for a protein of 1785 amino acids. The transcript is spliced from 2 exons. Gene Ontology annotation, biological process: cell-cell adhesion; skin development; intermediate filament cytoskeleton organization. Gene Ontology annotation, molecular function: structural molecule activity. Gene Ontology annotation, cellular component: intermediate filament; cytoskeleton; plasma membrane. Lineage: Eukaryota; Metazoa; Chordata; Actinopteri; Cypriniformes; Cyprinidae.